Dothidotthia symphoricarpi CBS 119687 is the source of this 1120-nucleotide messenger RNA. RefSeq lists its product as uncharacterized. The transcript has 2 exons. Gene Ontology annotation, molecular function: 8-oxo-dGDP phosphatase activity. The record is from RefSeq and is a predicted model, not a curated record. Lineage: Eukaryota; Fungi; Ascomycota; Dothideomycetes; Pleosporales; Dothidotthiaceae. Bases 158 to 1102 code for a protein of 314 amino acids.
GAUGUGCAGCCACUGAAAGUGCACCGUCACUUAGAGAGGUGGAAUGCGAGCCCAAGGCAGAGGUAGUGGACCCAUGACGUAAUCAGCGAUUUCCGAUCUGUGGUCGUGUUCCACGGCUUCUUCGGUUCCUUCAAAACGUCAAUCAAAACAACCAGAAAUGUCUCCACAGCUGAGAUCAUACCUGGAGCUUGUCUCCGCAAACGACAACUUUUCCUACGAUUUUCAAUCCCAGUCCACAUACUACACCUUCCAUCUGCCUCACGAUGACCUUCCACAUGGCUACAUGCACCCCCUUGUUGUCUCGAAAAUGCCUUGGACGCCGUCUUUCCUCGUCGACCAUCAAACACGCACAGUAACCCUCCGAGCGCUCGCCAACGAUGACAUGUCACGAGCAUGUAACUCAGCCUUGCAAGACCUCAUCGACGUUAUCAUAGAAAAGAACACAUUCGAGGUUUUGGCAGGGAGACACAGCGAAAUGUAUCGCGUUCCCGGUGCCGUGUGCCCCGUCUCCAUCGAGCGAUUCGCUGCGCCGCUCUUCGGAACCAUAGGUCGAGGCGCGCAUCUUACCGCGUACACACAUACGCCAGAUGGAAUGAAGAUCUGGGUCCCACGCCGCAGUGCUAACUUGAAAACUUACCCGGGGAUGCUAGAUAGUACCGUCGCGGGCGGUGUGCGCGCCGACGAAAACCCGUUUUCAACGAUCGUGCAUGAGGCGGAUGAAGAAGCUUCUUUGAGCGAAGUGGUAGUGAGACGUGAUGUGAAGGCUACUGGAGUAUUGACGUAUAUGCACUCCACUGAUCACUCUUUUUUCGCGGAGAAGGAUUUAGUGAUCCCAGAUAUGCUGUACGUGUACGAUUUGGAACUUGCCACGAACAUGGUACCUAUACCAAAAGAUGAUGAGGUCAAGGAGUUUUAUUUGAUGGAUAUUGAAGAGGUGGAAAAGGCGUUGAGGAGUGGGGAGUUCAAGGUGAAUUCGGCGGUAGUGAUGAUUGACUUCUUCAUCAGACAUGGCAUUGUCACGGAGGAGAACGAGCAGGAUUAUGAGGAAAUAUGCAUGCGAAUGCACAGGCGCUUACCAUUCCCCAUGUCCAAAACGAGGUAAAGGGCGAAGAACAUGGUG